UUCCACUUCCUAUGCUCUAGUUAAACAAACAUCUACUUAUACUUGCACUUCCUAAAAACUUGCAAUUCCUAGGCAAUUGGAUGUCAACCAAACAAGGCCUAAUUUUGUACCUAUUAGUUUUCCCGGCAAAUUUCAACGGUCGAAUUCCCCCAAACAUUGAAACUUUACAUGGGUGUGAAUUCUGGUGCCUCAGCUCUGAACCGCUUCCUUAAAACCAACACCAUUGCUGAAAAACUUGUACCCACCAAGGCAAAUUCCGUUACCAACACAAUUCUCUCUCAUCUCGAAGCUGGCCGUCUCAAGAAAGCCGUGUCACUCCUCUUUGCCUCCCCAUUUCCCUUCCCUAUUCUUCUCUAUGGCCGCCUCUUCCAUCUUUGUUCCGCUAAUCGAGCAAUCGUUGAAGCUCGUAAAGUCGAGUCCCAUCUAAUCACCUACUUUGAUCCCCCACCCACGUUUUUCCUUAACCGUGCGAUCGAGACUUAUGGCAAAUGCCGGUGUUUGCGUGAUGCCCGUGAACUGUUCGAUGAAAUGCCUCACAGAGAUGGAGGUAGCUGGAAUGCCAUGAUCUCUGCGUAUGCGCAAGGAGGGUUGUCGAAUGAGACUUUAUCGCUCUUUUUGGAUAUGACUAGGUCUGAUUUUUCUCCCAGUGAUGUUACAUUUGCGAGUGUUCUUGGAUCUUGUGGGAGUUUGUUAGAGUUGUGUUUUUCGAGGGUUGUUCAUGGGUUAAUUUUGAAGCGAGGAUUUAGUGGUAAUGUGAUUUUAGCAAGUGCUCUGGUUGAUAUAUAUGGGAAGUGUGAUGAAAUGGAGGAUGCUCGGCGGAUGUUUGAUGAGAUUGAUCGUCCGAAUGCUGUUUCGUGGAAUGUGAUUGUAAGGAGAUAUCUGGAGGUGGGUGAAGAGAGACGGGCGAUUUCCAUGUUUUUUCAGACUAUUCGAGCAGGUGUGAAGCCAUUGAAAUUUACCUUCUCAAAUGCUCUUGUUGCUUGUUCUGCUAGGCAGGCUUUAUUAGAGGGAAUUCAGAUACAUGGUGUUGUGAUUAAAUGUGGUUAUGAAGAUGAUGUGAAAGUUGGUACCUCUCUAUUUGAUGUGUAUGUGAAAUGCAAUGAUGUCACGAAUGCCAGGAAGAUAUUUGAUCAACUUAAUGAUAAAGAUUUACUUUCUUGGACUUCUAUUUUAUCAGGAUAUGCUAUGGCAGGAAGACUUAAAGAAGCUCAAGAACUUUUUGAUAAAAUGCCUGAGCGAAGCAUCAUCUCUUGGAAUGCAAUGCUGGCAGGGUAUGUACGUUUUGGCCAAUUGGAGGAGGCCCUAAGUUUUAUUUACAUGAUGCGCCAGGUUGCUAAUGAUGCUGAUGUCGUAACUCUUAAGCUAGUCUUAAAUGUGUCUGCUUCACUCUCAGAUAUAGACUUAGGCAAAGAAGUUCAUGCUUACAUCUACCGGCAUAGUUAUGAGUCUGAUAUAUAUCUCAGUAAUGCACUGAUUGACAUGUAUGGAAAAUGUGGAGCCUUAAGAAAUGCUAAAUUUUGUUUUUAUAACAUGAGUGGUCGGAGAGACCCAACAUUGUGGAACUCCUUGAUGGCCUCCUUGGAGCGACAACAGAUGAAUGUUGAUGUCAUGACUAUGUUCCUUAAGAUGCAGAAGGAAACAACUCCAAAUGAAUAUACAUUUGCAACCAUUCUGAGAGCAUGUGCUAACAUAUCCGCAAUUAAGAAAGGAAAAGAAAUCCAUGGUUUUAUGAUCCGGAAUGGGUAUGAGAUAGAUGUUGUUGUCUUAGAUUCUAUGCUUGUCAUGUACUCAAAAUGUCGACAUAUUGAGUAUGCACUUAAAAUCUUCAAAGGUGCUAGUCCAAGAGAUGUGAUUCUUUGGAAUUUUAUGAUUACUGGGUGCUGUCACCAUUAUAAAGCAGACGAGGCUCUUGACUUGUUCGAUUUAAUGAAAGACAUAGGGGUUGAACCUGAUAGUGCUACCUUCCAGGCAGUUUUACAUGCUUGUAUAUGUGGGGGCUAUGUUGAUGAGGGUAAGCGAUAUUUUGAUGCUAUGAGCAAUGAGUAUCAUAUCAAUGCCAAAUUAGAGCAUUAUGAUUGUAUGAUUGACCUGUACACUAGACAUGGAGCGAUGAAUGAGCUCGAAAAUCUUUUGAAGACAUUGCCAUUUGAGCCAACCAUCUCCAUGUUGACAAGGGUAUAUGAUGCUUGUAUAAAAUAUCGCAAUUUGAGAUUGAGAAAGUGUACUGCUGAAAAGUUGAAUAAGCUAAACCCUACCAUAUUGAGUUAACUGACAAAGCCAAGCUGACCACCUGUUGGUCAUUGUUUCCCCCAUAACGACGAUGCAAGCAGGUUUUGCAGUGUAGCAGAAGUGAAUGAAGUGACCUUAUGUAGCCUGUUGCUUUUGGUGCAUUUUGUUGGAAGGGUAUGUGAAUCAACUUGCCACUGUUUAGCCAUACCUGUGAAUGAAACACAACCAAUGCAGAGCCAUGGAGAAUUGCUAAUUGGUAGUUGGCGCAAUGACUACCUGUGGUAUUUGCAUUCCUUGUAGGAGAAUAGGGAAUUAAGUG
Messenger RNA from Beta vulgaris subsp. vulgaris (sugar beet), 2548 nucleotides. RefSeq names its product pentatricopeptide repeat-containing protein At3g26540. NCBI's taxonomy places the organism in Eukaryota, Viridiplantae, Streptophyta, Magnoliopsida, Caryophyllales, Amaranthaceae. The record is from RefSeq and is a predicted model, not a curated record. The transcript has a single exon. Gene Ontology annotation, biological process: RNA modification. Bases 169 to 2268 code for a protein of 699 amino acids. Gene Ontology annotation, molecular function: RNA binding; protein binding.